GACGCAUGUGCAGGUGACAAGCUGUUAAAACGAGACAAGCAAGCGGGAAGGAGGAGUAUUGAACGCAGAGAAAAACACCUAAGAGACCUCCUCCCGACUCCCCCCUCCCCUUGUGGUUUGUUUUCUUUUACACUUUUUAACAACUUUUAGGCAAUCGGGAUGGCGGGUGUCCAGGCGUCGACAAAGCGGCUGGAGAGGAGCGGUCACACUGCGUUCAUCGACGGCAAUAACACGCUGUACGUGUGGGGAGGCUUCCAGGCUGUCGGCAGCGAGGAUGUCAUGCUACCCAGUGAUGAGAUCUGGCUCUGCGACUUGGACAAUGGCGUUUGGCAACGGCGGGAAAUGGUUGGGGAACCCCCCCCACUCCUGAUUGGCUUCUGCGGCUCGUACGUCAACGGCUCGUUGUACGUCUUUGCGGGAUAUGACGGCCAAACUUACAGCAACCAAAUGUUCAGCGUGGACCUCACACAGCAUUGCUACCUGUGGAAGAAGGUGCCAUCCGCCAAAGAAACGACGCCUUCUCCGAGGAACAAACACAGCUGCUGGGUACACGGAAACAGGUUGGUCUACUUUGGCGGCUACGGAUGCAAGACCCUACGGGAGGCAAGAAACAUGCAGUCGACAAAUUUCAUCAUUGAAGAGAUGACUUGGAUUACCAUUGGUGACGUGUUGUUUCGAUGCUGGGGCUGGCACAACGAAGUCGACGUGUAUGACACGCUUACUAGCACCUGGAGCGUUCCUGAGACGAAGGGUACGCCGCCACUCCCUCGAGGCUGCCAUGCCAGCGCCAUGGUGGGAAACAAAGGAUAUGUCUGUGGCGGCGUGGAACGUGCAGAGUUGGACAUGUACUGCUUGGACCUGGACACAUGGAACUGGACUCAAAUUGAGGCCUUGUCAUCCCAAAUACCGCCAUGCCGCUCCAUGCACACUAUGACGCUCACUGAAGAUCACACCCUCUUUGUGUUCGGUGGUCUGGCCGUAGAUGGGGAAACUCUCAAUGACUGCUGGCAGUUCGAUACGCUGCUGAGAGAGUGGCGUAAGAUAACUCACCCUCACAGGGACAAACCCAGGGUGUGUCACACUGCAUGUCUGGGGAAUGACAAAGAUGUGGUCAUAUUCGGGGGCAGCAGCAAGUUAUCCAUUGCAAUGGAUUCGAUCACAGUGUUGAGGUGUCCGUCGCAGACUCACAGCGGUGAUGUGUUGAUCAUCCAAACUCAGCCAUACCCCCUCUACAGGUUGUGUGAGGACUUCCUUGGAAGCAACUUCGAGGUAUUUUCACAACACCUCGACAGGCUGCCGGCAAAGCUGCGUGCCAAAAUCGAUAAGAGAAUCUCGUUCUUCUCCAAGACACUUUCGCCCACUUGAAGAGCUGUGAUCUUUUUUUUUUUUUUUCUGGAUGAUAUGAUCCAGUUGUAAAUUUUCCAUAUGUUGCAAGCGUUCAGAAACAUGGGUCAAACCGUUGUACUUUUAAAUACUCAGAACAGAAAACACCAGUUCUUAAUUUGAAGUCUUAUUUUAAUGUACAUGUCAAAUUUUUAUCUUCAUCUGUAAAGUAUUUUGAAGCAUUUUUUUUUUUUUUGAAUAAAGUUAUUUUGU
Messenger RNA from Corythoichthys intestinalis (scribbled pipefish), 1596 nucleotides. Its product is annotated as kelch domain-containing protein 1-like. The record is from RefSeq and is a predicted model, not a curated record. Gene Ontology annotation, molecular function: protein binding. The transcript has 13 exons. The coding region runs from base 160 to 1365 and encodes 401 amino acids. Lineage: Eukaryota; Metazoa; Chordata; Actinopteri; Syngnathiformes; Syngnathidae.